CCCAGUCAUUGCAACGAGUGGGGUGAGUCGACUGGCUGGCGCCAAUGGCGGAACUGAGACUCAUUAAAGUCCCGAGGUGGCUUUCCGAUCAGUGGCUCAACUCCAAACCUCAGGAGAUCGUGGCCGACUUGGAUCUGGAGAAAGGGACCUUAUGCACGCGCGGGGCCCGAACGCAGCAUUUUCGCCUGGAGAGACGUGAUUCGCCAGAGUUGUUCAGCUUUUGGCAGCCUUUGGAUGGCUCUGAGGUGCCCAUUGAGGGGCCGAUUGUCGAGGCUCUCAACGUGAUCCCGGACCUCAAGGACUCAGGGUAUCGGAGCCUCUUGCAACAAAGGAGCCAGGACAAUGCGUUGGCGUCCGGCAGCCGGAGUAGACACGAAGAAGAGAUCAUUCAGCCCAACGAUGGGCAUCGCGUCACGACGCGAAGCAGUGCGCCAAAGACGACGACGGGCACCGCUUCAGCCAAGCAGACGUCCUUCGAGGAGGUCCUGAGCUUGGUGGAAAAUGCCUUGAGAGCGGCCGAGAAGACUGGCCUCACCGGCCGGGAGAUCUUCGAGCGCCUGCCCGCGGGCGGGUGCACAUUAGCGCAGCUCAGAGAUGCGCUACUGGCUUUAGCCGUGCCUGCGCAGGACGGUUCCCGGCGCUAUGUUUACGCGCCAUGCCUGGGACGUGCAGCGUCUGGAGAGAUGAUCCGAUGGAGUGGAGAUGGCGCUCCUCCAAACGUUCCGCCCAGCUUCUACGGCUGGGCGCAGCUCUCACCUCUGCAGGUGAAGACGAGGGUGGCCUGGUCACGGGGCGUGUGAAGAAACGCCCCCGACAUGCCUGAGGAGCUUCUCUUGCUGAUCGCAGUUCUGAGGAAGAGCAGAGAGGCGUGCGACCGAAGGAACUCGAGAAAGAA
Molecule: messenger RNA, 895 nt
Organism: Durusdinium trenchii
Lineage: Eukaryota; Dinophyceae; Suessiales; Symbiodiniaceae
Source: the annotation of a GenBank genome assembly